Messenger RNA from Myotis davidii, 6814 nucleotides. RefSeq names its product proprotein convertase subtilisin/kexin type 5 (gene PCSK5). Bases 202 to 5499 code for a protein of 1765 amino acids. Gene Ontology annotation, cellular component: trans-Golgi network; Golgi membrane. The record is from RefSeq and is a predicted model, not a curated record. NCBI's taxonomy places the organism in Eukaryota, Metazoa, Chordata, Mammalia, Chiroptera, Vespertilionidae. Gene Ontology annotation, biological process: peptide hormone processing. Gene Ontology annotation, molecular function: serine-type endopeptidase activity. The transcript is spliced from 37 exons.
GUGUGCCGGACGCGCGUCUACACCAACCACUGGGCAGUCAAAAUCGCCGGCGGAUUCCCGGAGGCCAACCGCAUUGCCAGCAAGUACGGCUUCAUCAACGUAGGACAGAUCGGGGCCCUGAAGGACUAUUACCACUUCUACCAUAGCAGGACGAUUAAAAGGUCAGUUCUCUCGAGCAGAGGAACCCACAGUUUCAUUUCAAUGGAACCAAAGGUGGAGUGGAUCCAACAGCAAGUGGUGAAAAAACGGACCAAGAGGGAUUAUGACUUCAGUCAUGCCCAGUCUACUUACUUCAAUGAUCCCAAGUGGCCGAGCAUGUGGUAUAUGCACUGCAGUGACAACACGCACCCCUGCCAGUCGGACAUGAACAUUGAAGGGGCCUGGAAGCGAGGCUACACGGGAAAGAACGUGGUGGUGACCAUCCUGGACGACGGCAUUGAGAGGACGCACCCGGACCUGAUGCAGAACUAUGAUGCUCUGGCCAGUUGUGACGUGAAUGGGAAUGACUUGGACCCAAUGCCUCGUUAUGAUGCAAGCAACGAGAACAAGCAUGGGACCCGCUGUGCUGGAGAAGUGGCAGCCGCAGCAAACAACUCUCACUGCACAGUCGGAAUUGCUUUCAAUGCCAAGAUCGGAGGAGUCCGAAUGCUGGACGGGGAUGUGACAGACAUGGUGGAGGCGAAGUCAGUCAGCUUCAACCCCCAGCACGUGCACAUCUACAGUGCCAGCUGGGGCCCCGAUGACGACGGCAAGACCGUGGACGGCCCAGCUCCACUCACCCGGCAGGCCUUUGAAAACGGCGUCAGAAUGGGGCGGAGAGGCCUGGGCUCUGUUUUUGUCUGGGCGUCAGGCAAUGGCGGAAGGAGCAAAGACCACUGCUCCUGUGACGGCUACACCAACAGCAUCUACACCAUCUCCAUCAGCAGCACAGCCGAGAGUGGAAAGAAGCCGUGGUACCUGGAAGAGUGUUCCUCCACACUGGCCACAACCUACAGCAGCGGAGAGUCCUACGAUAAGAAAAUAAUCACUACGGACCUGAGGCAGCGGUGCACGGACAACCACACGGGGACAUCUGCCUCGGCUCCCAUGGCUGCGGGCAUCAUUGCACUGGCCCUGGAAGCCAAUCCGUUUCUGACCUGGAGAGACGUGCAGCAUGUUAUUGUCAGGACUUCCCGUGCAGGACAUUUGAACGCUAAUGACUGGAAAACCAAUGCUGCUGGUUUUAAGGUGAGCCAUCUCUAUGGAUUUGGACUGAUGGAUGCAGAAGCCAUGGUGAUGGAGGCGGAGAAGUGGACCACUGUUCCUCAGCAGCACGUGUGUGUAGAGAGCACAGACCGACAAAUCAAGACAAUUCGCCCCAACAGUGCCGUGCGCUCCAUCUACAAAGCGUCGGGCUGCUCGGAUAACCCCAACCACCAUGUCAACUACCUGGAGCAUGUAGUUGUGCGCAUAACCAUCACCCAUCCCAGGAGGGGUGACCUGGCCAUCUACCUGACCUCACCCUCAGGAACCAGGUCCCAGCUUUUGGCCAACAGGCUUUUUGACCACUCCAUGGAAGGAUUUAAAAACUGGGAGUUCAUGACUAUUCACUGCUGGGGAGAACGAGCUGCUGGCGACUGGAUCCUUGAAGUCUACGACACUCCCUCCCAGCUGAGGAACUUCAAGACUCCAGGUAAAUUGAAAGAAUGGUCUUUGGUGCUCUAUGGCACCUCCGUCCAGCCAUACUCACCAACCAACGAGUUUCCUAAAGUGGAACGUGUCCGCUACAGCCGAGUCGAAGACCCCACCGAUGACUACGGUACAGAGGAUUAUGCAGGUCCCUGCGACCCUGAGUGCAGUGAGGUUGGCUGUGAUGGGCCAGGACCGGACCACUGCAAUGACUGUUUGCACUACUACUACAAGCUGAAAAACAACACCAGGGUCUGUGUCUCCAGCUGCCCCGCGGGCCACUACCACGCCGACAAGAAGCGGUGCAGGAAGUGUCCUCCCAACUGUGAGUCGUGCUUUGGCAGCCAUGGCGACCAGUGCCUGUCCUGCAAACAUGGCUACUUCCUGAGCGAAGAGACCAACAGCUGUGUCCCUCACUGCCCUGAUGGAUCAUACCAGGACACCAAGAAAAAUAUUUGCCGGAAAUGCAGUGAAAACUGCAAGACAUGUACUGACUCCCACAAUUGUACAGAAUGUAGGGAUGGAUUAAGCCUGCAGGGAUCCCGGUGUUCCAUCGCCUGUGAGGACGGACAGUACUUCAACGGCCAGGACUGUCAGCCCUGUCACCGCUUCUGCGCCACCUGUGCUGGGGCGGGUGCUGAUGGGUGCAUUAACUGCACGGAGGGCUACUUCAUGGAGGAUGGGAGAUGUGUGCAGAGCUGUAGUAUCAGCUAUUACUUUCACCACUCUUCGGAGAAUGGAUACAAAUCCUGCAAAAAAUGUGACACCAGCUGUUUGACGUGCAAUGGUCCAGGGUUCAAGAACUGUACGAGCUGCCCCAGUGGGUAUCUCCUAGACUUAGGAAUGUGUCAGAUGGGAACCAUCUGCAAAGACGGAGAAUACGUUGAUGAGCAUGGCCACUGCCAGAUCUGUGAAGCCUCAUGUGCCAAGUGCUGGGGGCCGACCCAGGAAAACUGCCUUGACUGUCCCGUUACAAGGGUUUUGGAUGAUGGCCGCUGCGUUUUGGACUGUCCCUCAGGAAAAUUUGCAUUGAAGAACCAAUGCCAUCUAUGCCACUACACUUGCCAAGAAUGCCAGGGAAACGAGCCUUCCAACUGCACCUCCUGUGGAGUAGAUAAGCAAGGCCAGGAGCGCUUCCUGUACCGGGGGGAGUGUCAUGAGAGCUGCCCAGCGGGGCACUACCCUGCAGAGGAGCACGUCUGCCUCCCCUGCCCAGAUAACUGUGAGCUUUGCCACAGCGCAGACUUCUGCACGCGAUGCACAAAUGGCUACUUCAUGGCGUCCACCAACCACACCUGCCAGAAGUUAGAGUGCGGACCAGGGGAAGUCCAAGACCCAGACCUUGGAGAAUGUGUGCCUUGCGAAGAAGGAUGUUUGGGAUGCAGCUUGGAUGACCCAGGAAUCUGCACAUCAUGCGUUACGAGGUAUUACAUGUUUGAACAUCACUGCUACAAAUCCUGCCCUGAGAAGACCUACACUGAAAACUCUGAAUGCAAAGCGUGCACUGCCAACUGUGACAUCUGUGACCAGAAUGGGUGUUACUGGUGUGAAGAGGGCUUCUUCCUCCGGGGUGGCAGCUGCGUGAGGAAAUGUGGGCCUGGCUCCUACAGCGACACAGAGAUGGGCAGCUGUGAGCCCUGCCACCGAGCCUGUGAAACCUGCACCGGCCUGGGCCAUGACGAGUGCAGCAGCUGCCCACCGGGACUCCAGCUGCUGCAGGGGACCUGCGUGGCUCCCACCCAGGCCCAGACAGAAGGCACAUUCUGGAAUGACGUUUUAAGAAAGCAGCAGCCGUGUCAUUCCUCUUGUAAAACCUGCAAUGGAUCUGAAACCCUGUGCACUUCAUGCCCGAAAGGCGCAUAUCUGUUGGCUCAGGCCUGCGUCGCCUCCUGUCCCGAAGGCACGUGGCCCUCAGUGAGGAGGGGCAGCUGUGAGAACUGUACAGAGGCCUGCGCCUCCUGCUCUGGAGCCGAUCUCUGCGACAAAUGCCAGACGCAGCUGGAACACCCUCUCUUCCUCCACGAAGGCAGGUGCUACACUGGGUGCCCUGAGGGCUUCUAUGCAGAAGAAGGCAUAUGCAAACGCUGUAGCUCCCCUUGCAGAAAAUGUGAAGGAAAUGCCACCAACUGCCAAGCUUGUGAAGGGAGCCUUGUCCUGGACCAGGGAGUGUGCCAGGAAACCUGCUCUGAGAGGCAUGUGGCCGUGGAGGGGGUGUGCAAGCAUUGCCCAGAGAUGUGUCAGGAGUGCAUCCAUGAGAAAAUCUGCAAAGAGUGCAUGCCUGCCUUCUUUCUACACAAGGAUAUGUGCCAUCAGUCCUGUCCCCAGCAGUUCUACAAGGAUGAAGACACCCACCAAUGCCUCCCCUGCCACAAAGACUGUCUGGAGUGCAGCGGCCCCUCAGCAGACAACUGCGACCUCUGUGCUAAGUACUUCACCGUUCUCUAUGACGGGCAGUGCUUGUAUAGGUGUCCAGCAAGAACUUACUAUGAAAGAAAGACUAAUGAAUGCAAAGAUUGCCCCAGCUCCUGCCAGACCUGCUCAUCACCUGGCACCUGCACAACCUGUGUGGAAGGCCUGAGGCUGAACAGCCACGGGGACUGCGAGCCUCACAAGGAAUGUGCCCCCUCCGAGUACUGGGAUGAGGCGGCUCUGGGCUGCAAGCCCUGUCACACCAAGUGCUUCCGCUGCACGGGGCCCUCUGAGGACCAGUGUCACACCUGCCCGAGGGACAGCCUCCUCCUCAACAUGACCUGUGUGCAGGACUGCCCUGAGGGCUACUACACUAAUGAAGACAGCCACCGUUGUGACCCCUGCCACAGCUCUUGUAAGACAUGUGAAGGGCGACACAGCACACAGUGCCUCUCCUGCCCACCAGGCUGGUUCCAGAUGGGAAAAGAGUGCCUGCCCCAGUGCAGGGAAGGAUAUUAUGCAGCAAACUCCACUGGACGGUGUGAGAGAUGCAACAAGAGCUGCAAGGCCUGCAGGGGCCCGAGGCCCACCGACUGCCUGUCUUGCGAUACAUUUUUCUUUCUGCUCCACUCCAAGGGCGAGUGCCGUCGCACCUGCCCAGAUCAUUAUUAUGCAGACCAAAAGACACAGACCUGUGAGAGAUGCCAUCCGACUUGCCAUGAAUGCAAAGGAAAAGGAGCGUUGCAGUGCUUAUCCUGUGUGUGGAGUUACCACCUGGCAGGAGGAAUCUGCACCUCAGACUGUGUUGUGGGGGAAUACAGAGUGGGAGAGGGGGAGAAAUUUAACUGUGAAAAAUGCCACGAGAGCUGUAUAGAAUGCAAAGGACCUGGCGCCAAGAACUGUACUAUGUGCCCCGCCAACCUGCUGCUGGUCAUGGAUGACAGCCGUUGUCUGCACUGUUGCAACACCUCUGAUCCCACGGAUACCCAGGACUGCUGUGACUGCCAGAAUACCACAGACGAGUGCAUCCUUCCAGCAAGUGAGAUGGGGUCUGCCCCUGAGCAUUCGAAGACAGCCUUGCUCGUCACCUCCUUUAUUAUGCUGGUGCUUCUGAUUGGGGCAGCUGUGAUCGUCUGGAGGAAAUCGCGGGGCCGAGCCCAGCCAGUAGAGAAGGGCUAUGAAAAGCUGGCUGACCCUAGCAAGUCUUACUCCUCCUAUAAGAGCAACCAUCGCGAGAGCACCAACUUUGAAGAGGAUCAGGUGAUUGAGUACAGGGACCGUGACUUUGAUGAGGAUGACGAGGAUGACAUAGUCUACAUGGGCCAGGAUGGCACUGUCUACCGGAAAUUUAAGUAUGGGCUGCUGGAUGAUGAUGAUGAAGAUGAGCUGGAAUACGAUGAUGAGAGCUACUCCUACGAGUAAACAGAGGCCACCCACCCCCUCCUACUCACAGGCAUGCUCGUGAGCAUCACAGUUUGGGGUUUUAUCCUCACGCACCAGGGGGAUGUGUGGGUGUUUGCAUCUGUUGUCUUCACCAUGAUUCCAACUAGAUUAUGUAAGAAUGCUGAAACAUUUCAUUCAUCCUUUGAGUGGCUAAACCAAAUAAACCAGAAUCGUUCAACCCUCACUGAGGAACAAGGAUAAAAUCUCGAAGGAUUUUCUUCACAAAAUACUAGUAUGUCCAGACACAAAACACAGGAAGUAAAAACAAGUGAGAUGUGUACAAACUGUUCUUUGUGACUUUUAUUUUUCCUAAAAAAGGAAAUGGACCUAUAGAAAAUCUGUUUCAUGGCUGUAUUGUGGAGAUAUCUACUGCCUCUGGAAUUCUGUCAAUGAUUUUGGGGGGUAAGGAGAUGAAUUGUUUAUCUUAGGGGAUUAGUCUCCCAAUAGCUCUCUUUAGGCAGAUAUUCGUUCUGUAAGGGCAACUAAAGAAGGUUCACCUCUUCAUGCUAUUUAACAAUUGACUCCAGACCGCCUCUGGUGAACAAAAGAGACCACCUCUGCUGAGGCUGGUCACGACCUAUUUAGAGAUGAGGAAAGAAAAGGAGGUAGCAUCGCAGCUGAGGAAUCAUGUGUUUGCUAGGCUCUGGUUCAUCUGCAUUAAUCCAGAGUCAUCUUGAUUCUAAGAGCAAAGCCAGUGCAGGCAAGAGAUAGCAGCAAAUCCAGGAGGAAAGAAAUCACUAACUUUCCAAGAAUUGCAGCAUUACACCCUCAUGAUUUUCUAAGAGUGUUUCUGGUUGGAAACAUCAACUAACACAUCAAGUAAUAAAAACAUAAUGGCUGUGUUAACCGAACAUAAAAUGGAUAGAAUGACCAAAACUCUAAAAAAAAGGACUUUAGCUACUCAGAGAGCUUUCAUCAAUAGCCUGUCAUGGAACUGUGGACUCUCCAUAGAAAAGUUGAAAUGGAGUCUCACAUGGAAAAUCCCAACUUUCUACUCACUAAUUUGAUCCAGGUGCUGACCAGCCUUCCAACACCUUUUGUCCCGGUGAUUUUUGUUUCUAGACAUUCUAUGCCUCCAUUUUUCCACUGUCCUGUCAAGUACAUGCUGGAAUUCAUGCAUCCGGGACACUUUUUCUGCAGAUAAUGCAGAGAGAGGGACUCUUUGCUGUCCUCUUAAGAAAUAACUUAAGCAGGGUUUUAUGGACUUCCUGGUCAAAACAGAAGUCAUAGACACCAGGAAUAGAUAACCACUUCUGGUUAGAAAGUGACGUUUUCGGAUGAUAAUGCUAAUUAU